AUGCAACACACAAUGCAGCACGAUCUGCAACAGCAGCACUUCGGCGCGCCGCCCUACAUGAACGGACGCAUCAAAUCAGAGAAUGGCUCCGAUCGAGGAGUCUCCCCUCAUCCCUCGGAUUCGUCGCGUUACUCGUCCCAGCAGCCUCAACAACUCCCCUCGUACCCUCCCAUGCCAGGUCACAACAUGAACGGUGCCAACAUGCGAUACCCUUCUCCGACGCAGAUGCAGACCCCGAUGCCCCUGCUCAACAACAACAACUACAUCCCCAACCCGCCAGACCACACAUACGGACAACAGCAGAUGCCCGACCAGCAGACCCAACAGCCUGGUGGUCGCCCCACGUCCGACACGGGCCCGCCCAAGGCAUUUGCGUGCUCAACUUGUGGGAAGGGCUUCGCGCGCCGCAGUGACCUCGCGCGUCACGAGCGUAUCCACAGUGGCAUUCGUCCUCACGUCUGCGAGUACCCCAACUGCGGCAAGCAGUUCAUCCAGCGUUCAGCCCUGACCGUGCAUCAACGUGUCCACACUGGCGAGAAGCCUCACAUGUGUGAGCGUUGCGGAAAGCCUUUCAGCGAUUCAAGCUCUCUCGCUCGUCACCGUCGUAUCCAUUCUGGAAAGCGUCCAUACAAGUGCCCUUAUGCCGAUUGCCAAAAGACUUUCACGCGUCGCACUACCCUCACCCGCCAUCAAAAUCACCACACCGGCACCGUCGAGGAGGCUGCUGCUGCCACUGCCGCUGCUUUGGCUUCCCGCGCUGCUGCUCCUGGAAGGCCACCCCGAUCUGAUGCUGAUGAAUUCUCUGAGACAGCCUCCCCCUUGGGCACACCUUCUCCCAAUGAGCGACCAUUGUCACUGUCUCCCGCUGCCGGCAUGCCCGCUGGUGUCGUCCCCGGCAUGCAUCGCCAGAACUCCGAUUAUGCGUACAUGGGUGGCAUGAACGUCCCCCCUCACCUUCGCAACGAGAUGCCACAGCCCAGCCCGCGUGCUUCCCCCUCCUUGACCACACAGUCCUACCAGCCCGUUGGCAACCAGCGCCCCACGAUCACUUCUCACCCCACCGGCUAUGGCCCGCCUCAGAUCCUUGAGCCCCCAGCAUCUGCCAAUCACAACCAGUCUGGUGGCACCACCAGUGCCAAUGGAAGCCCUCACAUGGGCGCCAUGGGCUGGCAAUCUCCCUCGCAACAUGCUCUGCCCUCCCCCGGUUCUGGUGACAAUGGCUAUGUCUACCCUGAGCCUCAGUACGGACAGCCCAACAACAGCAUCUACUAUUCCAACCCCAACAUCCGCCGCCCUCACAGCACCGAGCCCGAGCAAUACAACCCCAACCAGCAGAGAAUGGGAAAUGAGCCGAUGUGGGCCCCCGCUGUGCAGUAG
This is a messenger RNA of Aaosphaeria arxii CBS 175.79, 1377 nucleotides long. RefSeq lists its product as uncharacterized. The transcript is spliced from 3 exons. NCBI's taxonomy places the organism in Eukaryota, Fungi, Ascomycota, Dothideomycetes, Pleosporales. Gene Ontology annotation, molecular function: DNA-binding transcription factor activity, RNA polymerase II-specific; RNA polymerase II cis-regulatory region sequence-specific DNA binding. Gene Ontology annotation, biological process: regulation of transcription by RNA polymerase II. The record is from RefSeq and is a predicted model, not a curated record. Gene Ontology annotation, cellular component: transcription regulator complex; PcG protein complex. The coding region runs from base 1 to 1377 and encodes 458 amino acids.